Messenger RNA from Scomber japonicus (chub mackerel), 2107 nucleotides. Its product is annotated as protein phosphatase 1H-like. The record is from RefSeq and is a predicted model, not a curated record. Lineage: Eukaryota; Metazoa; Chordata; Actinopteri; Scombriformes; Scombridae. Gene Ontology annotation, biological process: protein dephosphorylation. The coding region runs from base 292 to 1878 and encodes 528 amino acids. Gene Ontology annotation, molecular function: protein serine/threonine phosphatase activity. The transcript is spliced from 10 exons.
CUGUUAUCAAUGACUCUCCAUGGGGAUGUGCUGGAUUUUACCUAAAGCAUCAUUGCUUGUUUUCGUCAUCCUCCCCUCCUGCUGCGGCCGCCGUAUCCGCUGUGCAUGAAUGAAACCAUAACCAUCUGAGGGUCUCCUCCUCCACCUCCUCAUCCUCAUCCUCCUCCGCCCUCCUGUUCUCCAUCGAGCCUGUCGUCGAUCAGCGGGGCCGAGCUGGGGGGGAAUCCGGGUAAAGGGAGCCGUGGCGCUACACACCGGCCGACGGACACCCCGCCGAGACGCGCCACCAACAUGCUCACACGGGUCAAGUCCGCCGUGGCCGGGUUCAUGGGUGGGAUCAUGGCCGGUGGCAGCUCCGCCGGAGGGGGAAACCCCGGCUCGGAGCUACCGCUGAAAUUCCCAUAUAUGAGACCCGAGUUCUUGGGACUCUCCCCGGAUGAGAUCGAGUGCUCGGCUGACCACAUAGCCCGGCCCAUCCUCAUACUGAAGGAAACCAGGAGAUUACCGUGGGCCACCGGAUACGCUGAGGUGAUUAAUGCUGGUAAGAGCGCAUUGAAUGAGGACCAGGCAUGUUGCGAGGUGGUAGUGGCGAGAAGGAGGCCAAUGAGCUACUGCCCCCCCUCCACGCCCAGCAAGACCCCCACCGCCAAGAGACGCAACUCCCUGCCCAACGGAGAGGGCCUGGGGUUGCGCAUGGAGUACGGCAAGCUGGGGGAGGACAGUGAGGGGCUGGUGUUUCACUACUGGGCGUUGUUUGACGGCCACGCCGGCUCAGGUGCAGCAGUUGUCGCCUCCCGUCUGCUGCAGCACCACAUCGCCUGUCAGCUCCAGGCCGUCAUCGAGAUCCUGCGCAACCUGGCCUCUCUGCCCCCUACCAUCAUGGGAGAGGAGCCCGACAACAACCCCUACCUCCAAGGAAACACCCCAGGCCCUCACCGCUCACUGACUCGGGCCGCCUCGCUGCGGGGCGCGGCGGGUGCACCAGGCUCACCGUGCAACACACCGCCUCCUCCUCGUUUCUUCACUGAGAAGAAGAUCCAGCAUGAGAGCCUGGUGAUAGGAGCCAUAGAGAACGCCUUCAAAGAGAUGGAUGCCCAGAUUGAGCGGGAGAAGCACGGCUAUAACAUCACAGGAGGAUGCACCGCUCUCACAGUGGUGUACCUGCUUGGGAAACUAUAUGUUGGGAACGCAGGUGACAGCAGGGCUAUCAUUAUUAGAAACAAUGAGAUCAUUCCAAUCUCGACAGAGUUCACACCAGAGUCAGAACGGCAGCGACUCCAGUUCCUGGGUUUCAUGCAGCCUCACCUGUUAGGAAACGAGUUCACGCACCUGGAAUUUCCCAGGAGAGUUCAGAGGAAGGAGGUGGGCAAGAGAAUGCUCUACAGAGACUUCACCAUGAACGGCUGGGCCUAUAAGACAAUUGAGGAUGAAGAUCUCAAAUUUCCACUAAUAUAUGGCGAAGGGAAAAAGGCUCGAGUGUUGGCAACCAUCGGUGUGACCCGCGGGCUCGGUGACCAUGACCUCAAAGUUCAUGACUCCAACAUUUACAUCAAGCCAUUCCUUUCCUGUUGCCCCGAGGUGAAGGUGUAUAACCUGACACAGUAUGAGCACGGGGCUGACGAUGUUCUGGUGAUGGGAACCGACGGCUUGUGGGACGUCCUCUCCAACCAAGAAGUGGCCGAAGCCGUCACCAGCUUCCUGGCCAACUGCGACCCUGAUGAUCUGCACAGGUAUACAAUGGCAGCACAGGACCUGGUGAUGCGAGCUCGCGGCGUCCUGAGGGAUAGAGGCUGGAGGAUCACCAACGAGCGCCUGGGCUCUGGAGACGACAUCUCGGUCUUCAUCAUACCACUGAUGUACGGCAACCGUCAGCCCUGAAGAUGAACCCAUGAGGACUAGAAGGGCCUGUUCGGCUCUUAAACUAACAGGAUCGAUCCUGAUCUCAGUACCCCCCCUUUCAGUUCCCCCGGUGCUGUUUGCACAGUUGUUUUCUUACUUGGACUAAAGUCAAGUAGAACAUUUAGAUGGUAUUUCAUGUCUCUGUAGGAGUUCAGGAUUGGUCAACUACCAAAUGUGGCUGCUCAGGGGAACUGCAGUCGAUGAUGGA